AUGAGUGAUGCCGAGAUGGAAAUCUACGGAGUGGCUGCCCCGUACCUCCGCAAAUCGGAGCGGGAGAGAAUUGCAGCACAAAACAUGCCAUUUGAUGCCAAGACUGCUGUGUUUGUGCCGGAUGCGAAGCAUGAGUACAUCAAGGGGAAAAUCAAAAGCCUGGACGGCUCAAAAGUUUCAGUCGAGACAGAGGAUAGAAAGAUGGUUACUGUGCAUGUGGAUGACACGCGCCCUAUGAACCCUCCCAAAUUUGAUAAGAUUGAAGACAUGGCUUUGCUGACGCAUCUCCAUGAGCCAGCUGUGCUUUUCAACCUCAAGGACCGUUAUGCCGCCUGGAUGAUUUACACCUACUCUGGGCUUUUCUGUGUCACUGUGAACCCAUACAAAUGGCUUCCUGUUUACAACCCGGAGGUGGUCGCUGGUUACCGGGGGAAGAAACGGCAGGAGGCCCCCCCACACAUCUUCUCCAUCUCUGACAAUGCAUACCAGUACAUGCUCACAGACCGAGAGAACCAGUCCAUCCUGAUCACUGGAGAAUCUGGUGCUGGAAAGACUGUCAACACCAAGCGGGUCAUCCAAUACUUUGCAACAAUUGCAUCAAUUGGAGACUCGAGCAAGAAAGAGCAACAAGCAGGAAAAAUGCAGGGAACUCUGGAGGAUCAAAUCAUCCAGGCCAACCCGCUUCUGGAAGCAUUUGGCAAUGCCAAAACUGUGAGGAACGACAACUCCUCUAGAUUUGGAAAGUUUAUCCGCAUCCACUUUGGAACAAAGGGGAAGUUGGCAUCGGCUGAUAUUGAAACAUACCUUCUGGAAAAAUCCAGGGUGACGUUUCAGCUGCCAGCGGAGAGGAGCUAUCACAUCUUCUAUCAGAUCUUGUCAAACAAAAAGCCUGAUCUAAUCGAGAUGCUGCUGAUAACCACCAACCCAUACGACUACCCAUUCAUCAGCCAGGGGGAAAUCACUGUGCUGAGCAUCGAUGAUACAGAGGAGCUGAUGGCCACAGAUAGCGCAAUCGACAUUCUGGGUUUUAACACGGAUGAAAAGGUGGGCAUCUACAAGCUGACUGGAGCUGUGAUGCAUUAUGGGAACAUGAAGUUCAAGCAGAAGCAGCGGGAGGAGCAGGCGGAGCCCGACGGCACUGAGGUGGCAGACAAAGUCGCUUACCUCAUGGGCCUAAACUCCGCUGACUUGCUCAAAGCACUGUGUUACCCUCGAGUGAAGGUCGGGAAUGAGUACGUCACCAAAGGUCAGACUCCACAGCAGGUGAACAAUGCUAUGGGUGCACUGUCAAAGGCCGUGUACGAGAAGCUGUUCCUGUGGAUGGUCACCAGGAUCAACCAGCAGCUUGACACCAAACUGCCCAGACAGCAUUUCAUUGGCGUUCUGGACAUCGCAGGGUUUGAGAUCUUUGAGAUGAACAGUCUGGAACAGCUGUGCAUCAACUUCACAAAUGAGAAGCUGCAACAGUUUUUCAACCACCACAUGUUCGUCCUGGAACAAGAAGAAUACAAGAAGGAAGGGAUCGCCUGGGAGUUCAUUGACUUUGGCAUGGACUUAGCAGCCUGCAUCGAGCUCAUAGAAAAGCCGAUGGGAAUUUUCUCCAUUCUUGAAGAGGAGUGCAUGUUUCCAAAGGCGACAGACAGCUCCUUCAAGAACAAACUGUAUGACCAACACCUGGGAAAGAACAGCAUCUUUCAGAAGCCAAAGCCCUCCAAAGGAAAGGUCGAGGCCCACUUCUCUUUAAUGCACUACGCCGGCACUGUGGACUACAACAUCAGUGGGUGGCUGGAGAAGAACAAAGACCCUCUGAAUGAUACGGUGGUCCAGCUCUACCAGAAGGCCUCCCUGAAGCUGCUCUCUCAUCUCUUUGCCACGUACGCGUCUGCUGAUUCUGUUUCUGUAACUGCUGCAGAUGGAAGCAAGAAGAGCGCCAAGAAAAAAGGAUCUUCUUUUCAGACAGUUUCUGCACUUUUCAGAGAAAAUCUCAACAAACUGAUGGCCAACCUCAGGUCCACACAUCCUCACUUUGUGAGAUGCAUCAUCCCAAAUGAGACCAAAACCCCAGGCUCCAUGGAUCACCGUCUGGUGCUGCACCAGCUGCGCUGUAACGGCGUCCUGGAAGGCAUCAGGAUCUGCAGGAAGGGCUUCCCCAGCAGGAUUCUUUAUGGAGACUUCAAACAGAGAUACAGGAUCCUGAAUGCCAGCGCCAUCCCUGAGGGGCAGUUCAUUGACAGCAAAAAGGCUUCAGAGAAGCUGCUGGGCUCCAUAGAUGUGGACCAUUCCCAGUACAGAUUUGGAUACACUAAGGUGUUUUUCAAAGCUGGACUUCUGGGUCUUCUGGAGGAGAUGAGAGAUGAGCGUCUGGCGGUGCUGAUGACUCGCAUCCAGGCUGUGGCCAGAGGUUACGUCACACGACUGAGACUCAAGGAGAUGACGAAGAAAAGGGACGCUAUCUUCAUCAUCCAGUAUAACAUCCGUUCAUUCAUGAAUGUGAAGAACUGGCCUUGGAUGAGACUGUACUUUAAGAUAAAGCCUCUGCUCCGAAGUGCAGAGGCGGAGAAAGAGAUUCAGUCCAUGAAGGAGGAGUUUGCACGACUCAAAGAAGAGUUUGCAAAGUCAGAGGCCAGGAGGAAGGAGCUGGAGGAGAAAAUGGUCAUGUUGGUUCAGGAGAAAAACGACCUUUAUCUGCAAAUCCAGGCGGAGAGGGAGAACCUGUGCGAUGCUGAAGAAAGGUGUGAAGGCUUAAUAAAGAGCAAAAUUCACCUGGAGGCUAAAGUCAAAGAAUUCUCUGAGAGGAUGGAGGAAGAGGAGGAGAUCAACGCUGAGAUCACUGCAAAGAAGAGGAAGCUGGAGGAUGAAUGUUCAGAGCUCAAAAAGGACAUCGAUGACCUGGAACUCACCAUCGCCAAAGUAGAGAAGGAGAAAUAUGCCACAGAAAAUAAGGUGAAGAAUUUGGUAGAGGAAUUAACCACUCUUGAAGAAAACCUCCUGAAGUCCUCAAAGGAGAUCAGAGCUCUGCAGGAGGUGCAUCAGCAGACUCUAGAUGACCUGCAGGCUGAAGAAGAUAAGGUCAACUCUCUGAUGAAGCUCAAGAUAAAGCUGGAGCAGCAGGUUGAUGAUUUGGAGUGUUCACUGGAGCAGGAGAAGAAGAUUCGCGCAGACUUUGAGAGAUCCAGAAGAAAACUGGAAGGAGAUCUGAAGCUGUGCCAGGAAACCAUUAUGGAUCUGGAGAACGAGAGACAGCAAAAUGAAGAAAGACUGAAGAAGAAGGAUUUUGAAAUCAGCAACUUGCAAAGCAAAGUUGAUGAUGAACAAGCCAUCAGCACUCAGCUCCAGAAGAAGAUCAAAGAGCUGCAAGCUCGUAUUGAAGAGCUGGAGGAGGAGAUCGAGGCUGAACGCUCAGCUCGAGCCAAAGUGGAGAAGCAGAGGUGUGAUCUGUUGCGGGAGCUGGAGGAGAUCAGCGAGCGUCUGGAGGAGGCCGGAGGAGCCACCGCUGCCCAGGCCGAGCUCAACAAGAAGCGAGAGGCUGAGUUUCAGAGACUACGUCGUGAUCUGGAAGAGUCCACGUUACAGCACGAAGCCAUCACUGCUACCCUGCGUAAGAAACAAGCCGACAGCGUCGCAGAACUCAGCGAUCAGAUCGACAACCUCCAAAGAGUCAAACAGAAACUGGAGAAAGAGAAGAGUGAGCUGAAAAUGGAGAUCGAUGACAUGGCAAGCAACAUGGAGAGUGUCCUGAAAAGCAAGGCUAAUCUGGAGAAACUGUGCAGGAGCCUUGAGGAUCAAAUGAAUGAAUAUAAGACCAAAGCAGAUGAAGCCCAAAGAUCUCUGAGUGAUUAUACAACACUCAGUGCUCGUCUGCAAACAGAAAGUGGUGAUCUUUCACGACAGCUGGAAGAAAAGGAAACCACUCUUUCCCAGUUAAACAGAGUGAAAUCUGUUGGGAGUCAGCAAAUUGAAGAGUUAAAGAGGCUGUUGGAUGAGGAAAUUAAGGCUAGAAACGCCCUAGCACAUGGUCUGCAGUCGUCCCGUCAUGACUGUGAGCUGUUACGAGAGCAGUACGAGGAGGAACAGGAAGCUAAAGCUGAGCUGCAGCGCUGCCUGUCCAAAGCCAACAGCGAGGUGGCUCAGUGGAGAACCAAAUAUGAGACAGAUGCCAUCCAACGCACGGAGGAGCUCGAGGAGGCCAAGAAAAGGCUGGCCCAGCGGCUGCAGGAAUCUGAGGAGAUGACAGAGGCAGCAAAUGUCAAAUGUGCAUCACUGGAGAAGACGAAACAGAGGCUGCAGGCCGAGGUGGAGGACCUGAUGGUGGAGCUGGAGCGAUCGAACGCAGCCAGUGCCACCUUAGACAAGAAGCAGAGGAACUUCGACAAGGUUCUGGCUGAAUGGAAACAGAAAUAUGAGGAAGGUCAAUCAGAUCUGGAAGUGUCCCAGAGAGAGUCUAGAUUGUUGAGUACAGAACUUUUCAAGCUGAAAAAUUCUUAUGAAGAGGCUCUAGAUCAUCUGGACACCAUGAAAAGAGAGAAUAAAAACCUCCAGCAGGAGAUUUCAGACAUCACUGAGCAAGUUGGGCAGUCUGCGAAAACUAUUCAUGAGCUGGAGAAAGCUGCAAAGCAGGCCGAACAGGAAAAGAGAGACACUCAGGCAGCUCUCGAGGAAGUUGAGUCUUCUCUAGAACAUGAGGAGGCUAAAAUCCUUCACCUCCAACUGGAGCUGAACCAGAUCAAGUCAGAGGUGGACAGAAAGGUGGCGGAGAAAGACGAAGAAAUUGACCAGCUGAAGAGGAACCACCAGAGGACUGUGGACACCCUGCAGAGCACGCUGGACGCCGAGACACGCAGCAGGAACGACGCAGUCCGGAUGAAGAAGAAGAUGGAGAGCGACAUGAAUGAGAUGGAGAUACAGCUGGGUCACGCCAACCGCCAGGCAGCCGAGGCAACUAAACUAAUGAGAAACCUGCAAUGUCAGCUGAAGGACACACAGGUCCAUCUGGAUGAAGUCAUACACACACAGGAGGAUGUAAAAGAGCAGCUGGCGAUCGCUGAACGCCGCAACAGCCUGAUGAUGGCUGAGAAUGAGGAGGUGAGGGCAGCACUGGAGCAAUCCGAGAGAAGUCGCAAACUGGCAGAGCAGGAACUGAUUGAUGUCAGCGAGAGGAUCCAACUGCUACACUCUCAGAAUGGAAGUCUCCUCAACAGUAAAAAGAAGAUGGAGUCUGAUUUAGCUCACCUGCAGUCGGAGGUGGAGGACACAGUGCAGGAGGCGAGAAACGCAGAUGAGAAGGCGAAAAAGGCCAUCAUGGAUGCUGCAAUGAUGGCAGAGGAGCUGAAGAAGGAGCAGGACACUAGCGCUCACCUGGAGAGGAUGAAGAAGAACAUGGAGGCCACAGUAAAAGACCUGCAGCAGCGCCUGGAUGAAGCCGAGCAGUUGGCACUGAAAGGAGGCAAGAAGGAGCUUCAGAAGCUGGAGGCUAGGGUACGUGACCUGGAAAACGAGUUGGAGGCAGAACAGAAACGCAGUGGCGAGGCCAUGAAAGGGGUUCGGAAAUAUGAAAGGAAAAUUAAGGAGCUCACUUAUCAGGGAGAGGAGGAAAAGAAAAAUGUGACCAGGCUCCAGGAUUUGGUCAACAACCUGCAACUGAAAGUGAAGGCAUAUAAGAGACAAUGUGAAGAGUCGGAAGAACAAACCAGCAUCCAUUUGGCUAAAUUUCGGAAGGUGCAACAUGAGCUGGAGGAAGCUGAGGAGCGAGCUGAUAUCGCAGAAUCCCAGCUGAAUAAAUUGCGGGCCAAGAGUCGGGAUAUUGUUGGCAAAGGGGAUUAAAAAUCUGCGAAACAAAGAUACCACCAACAUGUUGGGUUUUGACAAAGCAACAGCGACUUGUCAGCAUUUAUGUUAGGAUAUUAUAUGAUGAUGAUAAAGAAUCAGACAGAAAAUAUCAACAAAUAUCAUUGACUGACCCAAGUGACGCAUUCUGUUAUGUUCCUAAUAUCUUAUUGUUUGCAAAGGUAAAGUUUAUGGAUGCGUAAUAAUGACUUUUAUCAUAAUGUAGUAAUUCAUCCUAAGACAAAAAGCAAACUAUGUGUUAUUAUUGUAAAAUUUAGUAAAUAUGUCUAACCUUUUAUCUUGCAUCAUCAUUAGGACAGAGCUUUAGUGUCCUUCCACAAAGGUGUUGAGUGUUUUAUAAAACACUUUAAAAGCAACACCUGCUAACAUCUUACCAUCUACUAUGAAGGAGGGUUAACAAGUAAAUUCUGGUUCAACUCUGGGUUCUCAGUAUCAUGAGAGUGGUUUAGUUCUUACAGGGGUGAAUCUAUAUGUAACUUGAUCUGCAAACAUAACCUGCUCUGGGCCACGAUAUGUUCCUAAUAGUCAAUCAGAAUAUCUAAAAGCACCAUCUACUCCCUCAUGAAGCUGCUUAUAUUAACACAUUAUGACCAAAAGCAUCUACUGAUCUAAAAUGUUUACUAACUACUGAACCACUAAUUCUGUCAAUACAU
This is a messenger RNA of Sphaeramia orbicularis (orbiculate cardinalfish), 6497 nucleotides long. RefSeq names its product myosin-1-like. The record is from RefSeq and is a predicted model, not a curated record. NCBI's taxonomy places the organism in Eukaryota, Metazoa, Chordata, Actinopteri, Kurtiformes, Apogonidae. Gene Ontology annotation, molecular function: actin filament binding; ATP binding; microfilament motor activity. The transcript has 38 exons. The coding region runs from base 1 to 5820 and encodes 1939 amino acids. Gene Ontology annotation, cellular component: myosin II complex; cytoplasm; myosin filament.